GAGAGCAAGGGCUAUGACUUCGAGUCGGAGACGGACACAGAGAGCAUCGCCAAACUGGUCAAGUACAUGUACGACAACCGGGACAGCGACGACAUCAGCUUCACCACGCUGGUGGAGAGGGUGAUCCAGCAGCUGGAGGGUGCCUUUGCCCUUGUGUUCAAAAGUGUCCAUUAUCCGGGUCAGGCAGUCGGUACCAGGCGAGGCAGCCCCCUGCUCAUCGGAGUGCGCAGCGAGCACAAGCUCUCCACCGACCACAUCCCCAUCCUCUACCGGACGGCCGUACAAUCUAUGGAUCAUUCUUUUGAUGGAAUAUCCAUAAAAAUGGAGGAAGGCAAGGACAAGAAGGGGAGUUGCAACCUGUCGCGCGUCGACAGCACCACCUGCCUUUUCCCCGUCGAGGAGAAAGCUGUGGAGUACUACUUCGCUUCGGACGCUAGCGCUGUCAUCGAGCAUACCAACAGAGUGAUUUUCCUCGAAGACGAUGACGUAGCAGCUGUGGUCGAUGGGCGCCUUUCCAUCCAUCGGAUCAAACGCAGGGCGGGCGACCACCCCGGCCGCGCCGUCCAGACCCUGCAGAUGGAACUUCAGCAAAUCAUGAAGGGGAACUUCAGCUCAUUUAUGCAGAAGGAAAUUUUCGAACAGCCGGAAUCUGUUGUGAAUACGAUGAGAGGAAGAGUCAACUUUGACGACUACACUGUAAAUCUUGGCGGCUUAAAGGAUCACAUUAAGGAGAUUCAGAGGUGUCGCCGUUUAAUCCUCAUUGCUUGCGGGACAAGUUACCACGCUGGAGUUGCGACCCGUCAGGUUCUGGAAGAACUGACAGAAUUACCUGUUAUGGUCGAACUGGCCAGUGACUUCUUGGACAGAAACACCCCUGUCUUCAGAGACGAUGUUUGCUUUUUCCUCAGCCAGUCAGGUGAGACAGCAGAUACUUUGAUGGGUCUGCGGUACUGCAAAGAGAGAGGAGCCCUGACCGUCGGGAUAACCAACACGGUCGGCAGCUCGAUAUCGCGAGAGACAGAUUGCGGAGUCCACAUCAACGCAGGGCCAGAGAUUGGGGUUGCCAGUACCAAGGCGUACACCAGCCAGUUUGUCUCUCUGGUGAUGUUUGCUCUGAUGAUGUGCGAUGACAGAAUUUCUAUGCAGGAAAGGCGCAAGGAAAUCAUGCGUGGUCUGAAGGGACUGCCAGAUUUAAUUAAAGAAGUGCUGAGUAUGGAUGAUGAGAUCCAGAAGCUGGCCACGGAGCUGUACCAUCAGAAGUCUGUUCUCAUCAUGGGACGUGGCUACCAUUACGCUACGUGCCUCGAGGGAGCUUUGAAAAUUAAAGAAAUUACCUACAUGCACUCCGAAGGGAUACUGGCAGGCGAGCUGAAGCACGGCCCUCUUGCGCUUGUGGACAAACUGAUGCCCGUAAUCAUGAUCAUCAUGAGAGACCACACAUACGCCAAGUGCCAGAACGCUCUCCAGCAGGUCAUUGCGCGGCAAGGGCGACCCGUCGUGAUCUGUGAUAAGGAAGACAUCGAGACGAUUAAGAACAACAAGCGAACGAUCAAAGUUCCCCACUCGGUGGACUGUCUGCAGGGGAUCCUGAGCGUGAUCCCCCUUCAGCUUCUGGCUUUCCACCUCGCAGUUCUCAGAGGUCUGCAGGUUGAUUUUCCGAGAAAUCUGGCCAAGUCCGUAACUGUAGAGUGA
This is a messenger RNA of Apaloderma vittatum (bar-tailed trogon), 1692 nucleotides long. RefSeq names its product glutamine--fructose-6-phosphate transaminase 1 (gene GFPT1). Gene Ontology annotation, molecular function: carbohydrate derivative binding; L-glutamine:D-fructose-6-phosphate transaminase (isomerizing) activity. NCBI's taxonomy places the organism in Eukaryota, Metazoa, Chordata, Aves, Trogoniformes, Trogonidae. The annotation marks the transcript as partial. The transcript is spliced from 15 exons. The record is from RefSeq and is a predicted model, not a curated record. Gene Ontology annotation, biological process: protein N-linked glycosylation; UDP-N-acetylglucosamine metabolic process; fructose 6-phosphate metabolic process.